AUAUCAAACCAGAGACCCAUCAACGACAAUCGUUGAAACAACAGUAAACUGAAAGUUUUCCGAUUACCCCUAAGUACCACUAGGAUUGCCAGUAUUAUUUAUGUAAUUAUUUAAUUAUUGUGAAAACGAAGGAAAGAAAAUGCCACCAUCAGACAUUAUGAAAUUAGAUCUUUACGGGUUACUUGAUGUCACAGUUGAGGCAACAGAAAAAGAGAUUGUCAGUGCCUACAGGAAAAAAGCCAGAAAAUGUCACCCAGAUAAAAAUCCUGAUAAUCCAAAAGCAGCUGAAUUGUUUCAUGAAUUAUCAAAAGCUCUUGAAUUGUUGACAGAUGCAGCUGCUAGAGCAGCCUAUGAUAAAGCUUUAAAAGCCAAGAAAGCUGCAGAAUUACGUCACCGUGAACUUGAUAGUAAGAGAAAAAAACUUAAAGAAGAUUUAGAGGCAAGAGAAGAUUCAGCUGAACAACAGAAUAAAACAGAGGCAGCUGCAAAAAAAAAUCUUGAAGCUGAGAUUGAGAGAUUACGUAAAGAAGGGAAUAAAUUAUUAGAAACGGAACAAGAAUUAUUGAGAGAAUCACUUAAACAGCAAACUGUAGUAACUGUCGAUUCUAGUGAUGAUGAUGAUGUCCCAGUUUCACCAAAAAUAAAGGUCAAAUGGAAGGCUAGAAAAGGCGAUGAAUCAAAUGGUGGAUAUGAUAAAAAUAAUUUAGAAGCAUUGUUUAGUCAGUAUGGCGACGUAGCAUUUGUUUUGGUUUCUGCUAAAAAAUCAGGUUCAGCUAUAAUUGAAUUUGAUAAAAGCCCAUCAAGCAAGUUAUUAGAGGUGGAAUAUGAAGAUGGUCUUCCCCACAAUCCAUUUACAGUCAGCUGGUUAUCAGGGAAACCACAGAAAUCCAAACCUCAUGUAAAUAGGACAUCAAUUAAUCCAGCUGCUGAUGAACAGCCAUACAGUAGUUAUAUUCAUGCAUCAGAGUUUGCUAAACCUGCCAGCACGUCAGAUAAUGAUUUUGAAUCUCUAGUUCUUCGUAAGAUGCGACAAGCUGAGGAGCGUAAAAGAUUAAUAGAACAGAUGCAAAGAGAAGAUGAAGAGGGCUAAUUUUAUAUAUAUUAUUUUUUUAUCUGUACAUUUUGUAAAUAAAGAACUGUUUUUAUUGUAAAUUA
Patella vulgata (common limpet) is the source of this 1155-nucleotide messenger RNA. Its product is annotated as dnaJ homolog subfamily C member 17. Gene Ontology annotation, biological process: spliceosomal complex disassembly. The record is from RefSeq and is a predicted model, not a curated record. Bases 140 to 1090 code for a protein of 316 amino acids. NCBI's taxonomy places the organism in Eukaryota, Metazoa, Mollusca, Gastropoda, Patellidae. Gene Ontology annotation, cellular component: spliceosomal complex. The transcript has 11 exons.